Molecule: messenger RNA, 1311 nt
Organism: Monopterus albus (swamp eel)
Lineage: Eukaryota; Metazoa; Chordata; Actinopteri; Synbranchiformes; Synbranchidae
Gene: matn3a
Product: matrilin 3a
Exons: 5
Coding region: 6-1034 (342 amino acids)
Source: RefSeq, a predicted model, not a curated record
CUCGCAUGAUGAAGUCUUUACUCUGGAGCCUCUGGUACUGCACUUCACUGCUGCUGUCUGAUGUUCUUGCCACAUAUCACCUCAGUGCAGGAGAUCCUCAGGUGAGAGCUGCACAAAGCUAUGCACAAACCAGAAAUAAUAGCCGACCACCACCCAGGACCCUGAAUCCAUCAAAGACAGACUCUCAGUGCAGGAGCCAUCCUAUGGACCUGGUCUUCAUCAUUGACAGCUCUCGCAGUGUGCGUCCUGCUGAGUUUGAGAAGGUCAAGAUGUUCCUGGCGCACAUGGUCGACACUCUGGAUGUACGCUCUGAUGGCACCAGAGUAGCUGUGGUCAACUACGCCAGCACGGUCAAGAUUGAGUUCUUGCUCAAAGACCACUUCAAUAAACUGGAUCUGAAGAAAGCCAUCUCCCGCACUGAGCCUUUGGCAACUGGCACCAUGACUGGCCUCUCUAUUAAAAUUGCAAUGAAUGAAGCCUUCACAGAGCAGUCUGGAGCCCGACCUCACUCCAAGAACAUCGCCAAGGUGGCCAUCAUUGUGACGGACGGGAGACCUCAAGACCAGAUAGAAGAAGUAUCUUCAGCAGCCCGGGCCUCUGGCAUUGAGAUCUAUGCUGUCGGGGUGGACCGUGCCGACAUGCGCUCCCUGCAGCAGAUGGCCAGCAUCCCUCUGGAGGAUCACGUCUUUUAUGUGGAGACCUUCAGCGAUAUUGAGAAUCUCACCGCUAAGUUCAGGAGGACCCUGUGUGGUCUGGACCACUGUGCCAAGGGACAUGACUGUGAACACAUUUGUGUCAGCAGCAACAUCUCCUAUCACUGCAAGUGCCGGAAUGGUUAUGUCUUGAAUGUGGACAAGAAAACAUGUUCCCUAAAACAGGUGAAGGUGGCAGCGGUGGCUGAGGAUCCCUGUAAAUGUGAAGCCAGAGUGGCUUUCCAGAGGCAGACGCAGGUGGCCAUCCAGCAGCUCACAGCCACCCUUGCUGAUGUGUCACGAAGAAUAGAGCAUCUGGAGAACAUGAUGGGCCGGGUUUAAAGCUUGACACAGUGGUAAGUGCUGUCAGGUUUUUCAUGGGUGGUGGGUAGUAAAAGCCUCCAACCCACCUCAUACUUUGACCUCUUGUUUAUUUACAUUCUGCAGUGGCGGCUGACUAGUUUGCUUCCUGUCAAACCACGGACUACUGCAACAUGGGCAUCUGCUUCCUGACAUCCUCCUCCCACAGCCACAGAUUGAGUGAAGCUGGGGUUCAUAAACCAAUAUCUCUCAUGUUACAAGCUAAUGUGGAAAGUUAAGCAACUGUAUCUGAAGUCAA